AUGGCUUCCGACGCCGAGGCGCAGGAGGCGCAAGCGGCUCAGGAGGCAGCCGACGAGGAAGACUUGAGGAUCUUCGAGACGCUCUGCAUCUCCUCGCCCCGGAAGGUGGGCCCAGAUGACGCUAUGACUCACGAUCUGACGACCACUCUGAGAAGCGAGCUGGCGGUCCUCGAGUACAAGCGAGACAGAUUGAUGUCCGAGCUGCAAGAGAUGAAGAGCGUCGUGAGGUCGCGGGACCAGAGGGUGGUGGAGCUGCAAGUGGAGGCUGAUCAGCUCCGCGAGCAAGCGGCCAGGCAGAAUGCCGUGGUCUCCAGCCUCAAGAAACGCAUUCAGGAAUUGGAGGAGAGGGAGAGGAAUCUAUACGCGAGCCAGGGCAGAAGCGAGAUCACGAUUCAAGGCUUGCAACGUGACGUCAAGUAUCACGAGGAGAAGAUCCGGGAGUACGAGAAGAAAAUCCGACAGCUGGAGCACAAUAUCUCGGAGGAGGUCCAAUUAAAGGAGCGCGCACGUCUGAACUUGCAGGAUUUCGUACGGAGAUUGGCGCACGCAUUGAACGUCGAGUACAGCGAGACGCCGCACAGCCUCGAGACGGUGAUUCACAAGGCCGGGGAGCUCGUGCAAGAGGUGAAUCGACUGCGCACCAAGAGCUCGAACGUCGAGACGCAGUUGACGGAGGUCGAGGUGGAUUUCAGGACGUGCCGGGACGCCCUGGAUCGCGCGAGCGCGGAGAAGGAUCAACUGCAGAGACAGGUGUCCGGUCAACUGGUCGAUCUGGACCGGUUGCGCCAGGAGAAAGAGUGCCUGGAGAUGCAGUACAGGGUCAUGGAAAGGGACAUGAACGAUUUGAGAGACAAGCUUGUGAACGCGAACAGAAGCUUAAGCAGCGCGACGGGGAACAUUUCCAAUCAGGAAGCGUUGAUCUGCCAAUUACGAGAAGACCUGAAGGCCCGCGAGGAGAAGACGCAACGUUUGCAAAACGAGUUGCGCCACCUCCUGGAGUCCUUGGCGAUCCUCGUCAGUACACCGAGCCGAUUCGUCGAGUCUCACGAGAACGCGAUCAAGGAUCGUAUUCGGGAGAUUCUAGCGGACAACAAAGAUCAAACUCUAAAAAUUCAGAGCCUCCGGGAGAAGGUGAAUUCGGCGACGGAGUCGACGAAUCGGCAGAGCGAGUUGGUCGAAUCCACGAUGAUGAAAGCGCGCAGUUUGGAAGAAGAGCGCGCCGGUUUGGAAGCUAAAAUACACAAGUUGGAAUCCGAGCUCACGAGCAGCGAACUCUCGAGAGAGUCUUUACGCAGGGAUAAGCAGACGUUCAUAACUUUCCUGGAUCGGUUGGGCAAGGCGAUGCAAAUGGACGAGAUCUCCCAGGAGAUCGGGAUCGACCUUCACACCGAAUCACUGUUGGUGCGAGCCGAGCAACUGGCCAGGUUGGAAACCGACAAGCUGGUCGACAAGUAUUUGUGCAGCUAUACGACCCUACCGAGGAUUCGGCGCGAGCGAUCGUUCCACGAGCUCCCCUGUCUCAAAGAAACCUCCGUGGUGUAUCAGCUACAACGACGAGUACGAACUUUGCGGGAGCAACUGCAACGAAGGGACCUGCACUUGGAUCUCCUGCGUAGAAAAUUAUCUCUACAGGAGGAUAGUGUGAGGAUGAAGUCACUGUUGCAGAGUGAACGGGACGAGGCGAAUAUUCGCGCGAAGAAGUUGGUGAAACAGGUCGAGCGACUGCAGGUCCAAUUGUCGGAGGAAAAGUCGCGGAAUCGGGAGUUGAGCGCACAAUUGACGGAAGCGGCGGAUUACAAGAUAGCCGCGCUGGAACGCAGCCGGAAAAUAGAGGAGCUCCAGAAGCGUCUCGUGGAGAGCGAGAUGCUGCGGACGCGUUACAACAGAAAGUUGACGAUGGUGAAGGAGCAGAUGAGGACGACCGCGGAGACGGCCGAUCAGGAGAGAUCGAUCAACGACCAUUCCUUGCAGCUACUCCGCGACGAGCUCGCUCAGGUCAAACAAAACCUCUCCGAGGUCACGAGAAGAGAAUCCCAGCUUCAGAGCUUCCGUGUCUCCGUGGCGAAGUUAUUGUCAGAGCCAAUCUGCACGCCCGAUUACGAGAUCAUUUCGCGGCUGCAGAAAAUGGUCGCGGCUCAUCGCGAUUUUACGAUGCUCUCCCGCAGAUACGACGAACCUUUGGAAACGAGCCCCUCGAGAUGCACCAGCAUUCAUCCGGUCCAUCCGCCGAGAUCUCCCGGUUCACGUUGCACCCGUUACGAGGACAGCGGAUUCGCGGACCCGCCGGACCUGCAUGACAUCGACGACGAUUACAGUAAGAGACCGGUGAGGAGCAGCCUUCUUCCGUGACACCGGCCAAGGUUCAAGUUCUAAGCGCGUUCCCUUGAGAGAGAUCGCACGAUUUACACGGUUAAAAUCCACUUCUGACCGAAUCGGAAGCUCGAGUCCUGACCCGGCCGAACGGAGGGAAACUAUUUCGCGCGCGCGCAAACGGUAAAGCGUUACGUUUACUUCGCGUAAACGAGCGGCUUUUACUGAAAGUGAAGAGGACCAUUCGCUUAUCUCAGCAUCGCAGCAUCGCAAAUCGACCCGUGGCACACCAUAAGAUCGCUCGUGUGCCGAUCGAGCGAUCGAAUGGCUGGCCCCGCGACACCGAUCCCGGGAUAUGCGGAAUAAGCAUAGGGAAAUAUCGAAGCAUCGAUCCGUGUUAUUACAGGGGAACGGAGGAGGAAAUCGUUCCGGCCCGUUCGUGUGAAAUCGCAAUUUUGCGCUAAUUGUCCGGCGAGCGUGAGAAAUUUCUAACGGAUCGCGCGGAAGCGAGAUGAUGCACGUUGUGAGACAUACACUGCCUCGGACGAAAACUGUCGGAAGUGUUCAACGAGAAUUACGGUCAAGUCGAUCGCAAACUAUUGCGGUGUUACGGUUAAGAUAAUUUUCUGAAGUAAUAUUAACUAUCAGUGCGCGGAUAUUGAUUAAUAAACGCGAAUAAAAUAGCCAUUUUACACGUAUACAAAAGUCGCUCUCGGAAGAAUCGGCUGGAUGUGCCACUGUGAGUAUUCACGAGUUGUCGUUAACACGCGUCGAGAACGAAAUUAUAACUCGAA
This is a messenger RNA of Dinoponera quadriceps, 3104 nucleotides long. Its product is annotated as coiled-coil domain-containing protein 170. Bases 1 to 2349 code for a protein of 782 amino acids. NCBI's taxonomy places the organism in Eukaryota, Metazoa, Arthropoda, Insecta, Hymenoptera, Formicidae. The record is from RefSeq and is a predicted model, not a curated record. The transcript has 15 exons.